AUGUGGAAAGCAGUAUCCUGCUUGAAUACGUACAGAUGUGGAGAGCAGAAUCCUGCUCGAAUACGUACAGAUGUGGAGAGCAGUAUCCUGCUCAAAUACGUACAGAUGCGGAGAGCAUUCGCUUUCUUCCUCGUCUUAUUCUUCAUCUUCGACUAUUCUUUGUCUACGUCUUUUCUUUUCCGUUCCUCUUUCUUUUUUAUUACUUUUUUUUUCAUUUCUCUUCGCCCUUCUAUCAGUUCCGUUAAUCCUUAUUUCUUUCUUCUCUUUCUCUUACUUCUUUUUCUUCUCUUUUCUCCUCAUACUUCUCCUCUUGCAUCUCCUCCAACACCAUGCUCUCUUUCCUAUUUUUAUUAUUUGCUUAUUCCUCGUCUUUUUUCUUUCUCUCCAUUCUCGUUUUCCUUUUUUAUUGAUAUAUUCAUAUUCUUUCUUUCUUUCUUUCUUUCUUUCUUUCUUUCUUUCUUUCUUUCUUUCUUUCUUUCUUUUCUCUCGAUUCUUCUUUUUCCCUGUUCUUUUCUUUGA
Acanthosepion pharaonis is the source of this 519-nucleotide messenger RNA. NCBI's taxonomy places the organism in Eukaryota, Metazoa, Mollusca, Cephalopoda, Sepiida, Sepiidae. The record is from the annotation of a GenBank genome assembly.